Molecule: messenger RNA, 3914 nt
Organism: Hyalella azteca
Lineage: Eukaryota; Metazoa; Arthropoda; Malacostraca; Amphipoda; Hyalellidae
Exons: 9
Coding region: 94-2730 (878 amino acids)
Cellular component (GO): nucleus
Source: RefSeq, a predicted model, not a curated record
UUCAGAAGCUCCAGUUCAACCAACUCCAUAGUUCAUGCUAAAUACAAAAUCAUAUUUUGGCUAAGAAGUUUUAUUUUAAUCUGUUGAUUUGUUAUGAACAUCAGAGAAAACAAUUUCUUGGAAUUAGAAUCCAUUUCUGGAUCAAAAUGUUUGUUGAAUUUAGAUUUAACAUGUAAUUUUUGUAAUGUAAAUAAUACAUUUUCACAUUGGAUGUUGUUAAAAAAACAUCUUGAAGACCAUAUCAUUGAAUUAUCAAAAAAGGUGAAAUGUGACGCAUGUAUCAACACACAUGAUGUUGAAGGUGUGACAGCACCAGCAGGACCAUCACACAUAGAAUGUUCUUCAGAAACAUUCAAGCAAGAUAUUCAUAGAAACAAUGACAGUCUGAUUACAGAUGUCAAGUGUGUGCAUGCAGCAACCCCUGUUGAAGGUUCAAGUGAUGCUACAAUUUCAAUUGGAAAAACAAUAACUAAAAUAAUUGACAUCAACCCCAGAAUAAUAUUGAACCGUGAAAGACUUAGUGCCACUAACUUGGAUGCCAUGCUUCUUUUUGACACUGUUCCUUCAAAUGUUUUGGCAAAUGAUUUAAAUAUCUCUUCAAUCAUUCCACAAAGUAGAUUGUUUGGUAAAUCCACAUUACGCAAAGAACCUUCUUCCAUAUGCACUUUAAGGAAUGAAAAUGAGGCAAACCACAAUUCAAAUUACUGUUAUAUCUCUCAAGGUCAAAUUCAAACAGAAUCCAAUUAUUCAGCUUGUUCUAUUAUUCCCUCAACUAUAAGUAACAUUGACAACUCAUUGUACAAUAAGACCUUAUUAAAUAACGUGGAUUGCCCUAGCACUGCCAUCAUUAGUCAGGACUCUGAAAAAGAUGAAAUAGAAUCUUCUAAUAUUUCUGGUAUCUACACCACCAAAGUGCAUUAUUUUCCUACUGUGUGCAAAGAUGCCUUCAGAAACUGUAGUACUGAAAGUAAUUUCACAUCAUCAAGGAAAAUUGGCAAUUUAAACAAUUUACCCACAAUCCCUUCUAAUCUCCUUGUGAACAACGGUGUAAGCUCAGCAGAGCUGCUCAGUGAUAAUGAAGUAGCUGUGUUGAAUUUCAAGAAUGUUUCAUCAACCAAUUCAGCAUUGUGUGUAUCUAAUACACCGGAAAUGUACAGUGUUGUGAAGGAGAGCAAAAACACUAACUCAAAGAUCAAAACAUCAUUUAAACUUGGAGCUGGCAUAAUGAAUAAUGCUCGCCCUGUUAUUAAAGCACCAAUUAAUUUUUUGUCAUCUAAUGCCACUCUGCCUCCUGAAAUUUCUUCUAAAAAUAUGCCCAACUAUAUUUCCUUUGCUUUUAAGAAUGAACUUAAUGCCUCAACAGCUCUGGAUAAUUUUUCUACAUCUGAAGUGUUCUCUAGUCCCUCGGCCCACCUACACACUUCCUCUGGUGGUUCCAGAAGGUUUUUUAUAAUAAACUCAGAAUCUGUGGCUUCCUCUCAUACCAAUGAGACACACGUUUCUUCAUCAAAUGAUCUGAACAAUCUUCCUAAGUCUCCUGACAAUUAUAUUGAUUUGAUCUUUCACAAGAAAUAUCCAUCACAAGAUUUGGAACUUCGCACUGCCAAUGAAAAUGAUGUUUCUUCAACUAAGCCUGAAAAAGUGUGCAUCCAAAGCCAUGACAUUGCUGGUACUUCAGCAGUCAAUGAAACUUCAACCUCACCAGUCUAUGACCAUGAUAAUUUAGCUUCAUCCAGCGUUGAAGAAAAUGAAAUUGAUGAUCCAUCAUACCUCCAAAGCAAAUCCAUCUGUCCUGAAACUCAAGACAAGGUUAAUGUUGUUUCAACCAAGAUGAAGAAAUUGUUCAAGUGCACGGACUGUGACACGACGUUCUCAUCAAGGCGAGUGCUACUGGCGCAUCGAGCUGCCACUCACCGCAAAGCUGGGACUCAUGAGUGCGGUGAUUGCGGCCUGAGCUUUUCAACGCUUCACAAUUUGAAGAUACACAAGAAGCAUCGGCACGGCACCUCCAAGGCAGUUCCAGCAUCUAAUUUGUGUGCUGUGUGUGGGAAGAGAUUUGCAUCAAAAUCAAACCUUACACUUCAUCUCAGACUUCACUCCGGCAUCAGGUCGUUCGUAUGCUCAGUGUGCAAGAAAAGCUUCAGCCGCAAAUGUACGCUGGACAAGCACAUGUUGUACCACACCGGCGAGCGGCGCUACACGUGUGAGCGCUGCGGCACUGGCUUCUAUGCAGCGCAUUCCCUCAAACGUCAUCUCAAGAUACACGACGGCGAGCGUUUGUUCAGCUGUGAUGAGUGCAGCGCAACAUAUGUUGCGUCGUCUGAUCUAACGCGCCACAAGCUCUCCCAUGUCGCCGUCAAACCUCACGCCUGCACCGUCUGCUGCAAGACGUUUGCACGCAAACAUGACCUCAAUGUGCACCGCCUUUAUCACGCGGGAUCGUCGCGUUUCAGCUGCCAGUAUUGCGAGCGUCAGUUCGUGGAGGAGAGCAACUACAAGCGACAUCUUCGUCAACACACCGGCGAGAAACCUUACCAGUGCAACGCUUGUGGCAUCCGAUACUCUCAGCUGCAUCACGUGAAGAAGCAUGUCGCGACGUGUCAUCGUGACGUGCAGGGUGGAGCUUCAGACCAGACGUCAGCUGAUCGUCCUUCGUACUCAGUUCUUCAAAAUGAAUCUCGAAAUCGUAGAGGAUAUCUUGAGAAAAUUAAGAUUUCUUCAGAAACAUGAAUUUAAUUUCUAGUCAGCCUGUUAUUUUUCAGAAACAUGAAUAGAUUUCGCUAAAAUCUAUAGUUCUUUCAAAUCACAAGUUUGAUUUAAUCAAUGAUAAUCAACCUAUUUUAGUUUCAAAUUUCUAGCCAGCCUUUUUAAGUUUCGAUAAAUGAAUAGAUUUCGAUAAAAUCUAUAGUUUUUCAAAUCGCAAGUUUGAUUUAAUCAAUGAUAAUCGACCUAUUUUAGUUUCAAACCCAAAAGUAUGGGCUUAUUGGGUUUAGUUUCAAACCCAAAAGUAAAGUCAAAUAUUCUUCCGUAUCUAGAAGAUGACAUAGGUAUUUCAUUAAUUACCAUACUAUUUGAAUUUGGAAAUAUAUUAAUAUAGAUAAAAUCGUAAGUGCUGAGAGAGGAAAGUUGUUUUGAAUUAACGGCAUCCACCUCCUGUGGUUGGGAUAUCCAUUUAUGAUCUUCAACCAAUUAUUGUACUUGAUUAUUUUGAUAAGACUAUUACCUCAAGCCAGGCUCCCACCAGAGAAAGCUAAACGUAACAAAUAUUUUUAAGCUUUGUAAUUCGUAGACGAUUAUUGUGUUUUUUUUUAUUAAAUUACGUGUGUAUUGUGGAUUUUUAGUCGAGAAUUUGAGUAUGUUAUUAAGCGCUCUGAAAUCAUUGAAGAUGGAUUUUAAAACGAAAGCAGAAUAAAUCUAAAAACCGCGUAUGUCUAACUGCCGCACGUUCUACGACCGUUUACUAUCUACCACGAUACUCGGAAUGUUAUCAGCAACCGAUAAACCACAGUUAGAUGGAAGGAAAGGCAUGCUCAUUUAUUUAUUCGACUCGAGUCAGAUUCUACUUCAUGACCUCACAACUGGGUUCUUGAUUGAUCUGAUAAUAUUACUGGAAACUGGUUUUCGCCUGAAAGUUCUGAUUCUGUAAAUGGCAAGUAACUAGAUUUCUUGGACAAAUACUCUCUGCGAUAGCGUUUUUUUAUCUUGUAUUAUUUACAGUAUGAUAAACCAUCGUCAAUCUAGUCAGCAGUUAACAAUUAAGAGUACUACCCAGAGUUACAUUACACGAUAGUUAACAUCAUCUGGCCCUUUUUGGAGGCUCACUUGUACAUGAAUCUAGUUAUUAAAUUGUACAGAUAUUUUACUGGUGUCCAAUAAAAUGUUUGAUUUUUGUCAUUUUCAUCAUGAAAUAAUCG